This is a messenger RNA of Branchiostoma belcheri (Belcher's lancelet), 2027 nucleotides long. Its product is annotated as Bardet-Biedl syndrome 1 protein-like. Gene Ontology annotation, biological process: non-motile cilium assembly; protein localization to cilium. NCBI's taxonomy places the organism in Eukaryota, Metazoa, Chordata, Leptocardii, Amphioxiformes, Branchiostomatidae. Gene Ontology annotation, cellular component: BBSome; centrosome; axoneme. The record is from RefSeq and is a predicted model, not a curated record. Bases 1 to 873 code for a protein of 290 amino acids. The transcript is spliced from 8 exons. Gene Ontology annotation, molecular function: smoothened binding; patched binding.
AUGAACAAAAGAGUUUUGAAGUCUGUUCUUGCUGAGGAGAUGGGAAAACGUCUGUGGGUGCUGACCCUCCCAGCCAAUGUCAUGACCAUGGAGCUGAUGGACUACAAGACACGGGGCUUCAAGGCCAUCAUGGUCGCUCUGGACAACUGUGAAGUUCAUGUGUACAACGAGAAGUACCUCGUCAACACCAUCAAAACAGAGGAUAUUGUGACAGGAAUGAAGUUCGGUCGGUUUGGCAGGGAAGAUGGAGCACUGGUGAUGACCACUAAAGGUGGAGGCUUGAUUGUAAAAAUCUUGAAGCGGAAUUCUGUGUUUGAGGAGAAAGAUUCCCGACCAGGCCCUCCUGCUGCUCAGAACCAGAAACUGAACAUUCCGAAGAAGACCAAGUUGUUUGUGGACCAGACUAUGAGAGAGAGGGAAAAUGCUGUCACCAUGCACCGUAUGUUCCAGCGUGACUUGUACCGGUUGAGACUGGACGCUGCCCGUUCCUAUGUGAAGGCACUGGAGACCAGUAUGACUCCCAUGUCAGCUGAUCCCCUCGAGCCGCUCAAGCUGUCAGCUACUGUGAAUGGGAUAGGUCCGUCCUUUCAGCUGACCGUCAAUCUACAGAACACGUCGUCUGCCACGCCCUCCAUCAACCUUCUCAUCACAUUCCAGUAUGACGAGAAGUUAUACCAGCUGCAGAGGUCAUCCAUCAAGGUUCCACUGCUGGUCCCUGGCCUGAACUAUGCCUUUCAGACCCUGGUGGAAUGCAUAAGUGACAAGGCCAUCGCUGACACUAUUAAGGUGUUUGUGCUGAGGAAAGGGAAGAGUAUGCCGAUCAUCACAGGGAACAUCAACAUGCCGGUCAGCGAGGCUCAGGUGGUCGUCUAACCCUGACAACAAGGAGAUACACCACCAGGGAACAGCUGCUUUUUCAGUUCAAUCCUUUAGCAACAUUGCCGACACAAAGCACAAGUGUAGCUUGAAUGGCAUUGAUAUUUACAAAUUAUAAUCAUUAUGACAGCAAUUUAAACAUGUACAUAUGUAUACAAAAAUUAUGGGUUCUACUGUCAGAUUGUACACUUAUUGGAUUGAUGAACAAAAGAGUUUUGAAGUCUGUUCUUGCUGAGGGGAUGGUGUGUUUUUCUCAGUGAUCCCAUGUAGCUGCAAAUCUGGAUGGGGAACAAGCCCAGAAAUAUUCAACAUUUUUUGUGAGACAAUGCUAAUUCAGUGACUUGGUUCACAGAUUUUUAUGGCUUACAUUUGAAUGUAGAUGAAAAUUCAUAUCUGAAGAAAUGGACCAAUCAAGUCUGAAGAGUUCUUUAGCAGAAGACUGAAGUAAUUACUUUGUAUUUAAGGAUACUCUUCUGUUUGUAAGUGUUGUAGACAAUACUUAGAAGGUGUACAUUUGCACAAGAGUUUGUGUUUCUAAAGUUGUCUGUAUAGAGAGAUAAGAGAUGUUUUUGAACUAAUGUGUAUGUGAAGAUACAUGAAACUUUCUGUUUGACGUAUUUUGUGUAGUGUACUGUGUGCAGAUUGGUAACAGCUGAUACAUAUGUAUGUAUGUGUUUGUUGUAAAUACAUGUACAUGUGUACAUGUUAUAAGACUUAGUGUGCCACACAACUCCUGUAGACUGAUGUAUGAUUUAACAAGAUGUACAAUAUGACUUGCAGAUUUCAUGGAGGGUGGUUCGCAGUCACUGUGUGUGGUUUACAGUCUGAACUUCAUUUUUGUUAAAUUUCCCAUGAAAGAACUAAAGAUGACAAUACUAAAAUGUACCAAAUACUGUGAAAAGUGGAAGCCAUACCUUUGUAGCAAAGAGGACUUUUGUCACUCGUCUUGUAUAAGGCCACACCGCCUUAAUUUUAUGGAUGACAUCCUCUGAAGACCCCCAAACAGAAGAACAGGCAAAAAUCAAUGAGCGCGCGGAUGUCAUCCAUAAAAUAAAGUCAGUGUGGCCUAACCGAAGGGUAUGAUGACUAUGGCAGCAGGGCAGAAGGACUGAGAAUGGAAUAAUCAUACAGAUGGAUGCCACUUCUGGAUU